Molecule: messenger RNA, 1098 nt
Organism: Cylicostephanus goldi
Lineage: Eukaryota; Metazoa; Nematoda; Chromadorea; Rhabditida; Strongylidae
Source: the annotation of a GenBank genome assembly
AUGUCGUCUGUGGGAGAUUAUAUCGAUCUAAUAUUCUCCCUUCAUAGAGCUGGCGAAUCUAUGACUUAUAUUCACAAGAAAGUACAAGAGAAAAAUUCGAAUAUUUCUAUGCAUAAAAUCAAAAAAUUCAUCCGAGAGUUCCACUCAGCACGAAAGCCUACCAGAAAAACUCCCUAUCAACCAAGAAAACUUGCUGCUAACUUUGACGUGAUUACAACCGUUAUCCGCAGUAACUACCGACAAGAUAGUUCUACAACUGCAGCAAGCGUAGCUAGACUACUGCAAGCUCGUAGAAUUUCUGUUGGCACGACGUCGAUCAAAUUUUUGAGAGAUAAACUUGGAUUCAAAAGAAACCCAACAAAAUACUGUCAAAUGAUAAGAAAUGAAAACAAGUUGAAGCGACUAGAAUUUUGUGAAGAGAUGAUCGCGAGAAAGGAGCUAUUUUCUGAUUGCAUCUUUACUGAUGAGUCAACAUUUCAAAUCGGAAACUCCACGAAGUACAGUUAUGUCGAAGAUGGAAACGAGGUUGCGAGGCUGCGAAGCCGUGCGAAGCAUCCAGCUAAACUACACGUUUGGGGAGGGAUUUCAUCCAGAGGAACCACUGACAUAGCGAUUUUCAACGGGACAGUACGGAUGGAUUCCAAACUUUACUGUGAAAUAUUAGAGGAUUGUUACCUAGGCUUCUCCAAUCGAGCUUUCAACGGAAAUGCGAGGUUGGUACAGGACAAUGCCCCCGCGCACAAGAGCAAUUAUACGACAAGGCGCCUACAGGACUGGGGUGUCAAUACCGUGAACUGGCCACCCGAGUCGCCCGACUUGAACCCAAUUGAAUUAGUUUGGGGCAGUAUGAAACUUCACAUUCGGUCAGUUUCCUUACAUCUUAUACCUGAAUCUCAACCUUAUUUGAAUUCGUCAACACCUUCGAACAAUUGCGGAGCUAGAAGAAUCCAUUCGGUCAUACUGGCAGAGGCUCACGCCGGAGAUUUGCCGCAGAUACAUUGGAAGCAUUCAGUGGAAAAUGCCUCUGGUUGUGAACGCCAGAGGUGGAAAUAUAAUAGAAAAAAAACCGAGAAAAACGGACCCUAUGGCGAUCUCUGA